Molecule: messenger RNA, 985 nt
Organism: Peromyscus maniculatus bairdii (prairie deer mouse)
Lineage: Eukaryota; Metazoa; Chordata; Mammalia; Rodentia; Cricetidae
Product: olfactory receptor 10AG1-like
Biological process (GO): G protein-coupled receptor signaling pathway
Cellular component (GO): membrane
Molecular function (GO): G protein-coupled receptor activity; olfactory receptor activity
Source: RefSeq, a predicted model, not a curated record
AUGAUUCGGACUGAUUAAAUCAUCCCCACAGAUGAAACAUGAAGAGUUCUACGAGUUCGAUGCACAAAGCAACAUUUCCACAGUAAUGCAAUUUGUCCUGUUGGGAUUCGCGGCUCUCCCGAACCUCCAAGGGAUUCUGUCUGCAGUGUUCUCCAUCAUUUAUCUGAUUAUCCUCAUUGGUAAUUGCCUCAUAAUAUUAAUAACUAGGCUUGACCGUGCAUUGCAGAAACCCAUGUAUUUUUUCCUGGCAAAUUUUUCCUCUCUGGAAAUCUGUUACAUAUCAGUUACUGUCCCAAGGAUUCUGUUCAACAUUUGGACACAGAAUAGAAACAUUUCUGUGUUGGCUUGUGCUGUGCAGAUGUGCUUCUUUCUUAUGUUGGGAACUGAUGAAUGUUUCCUCCUGGCUGUCAUGUCCUAUGAUCGCUAUGUGGCCAUCUGCAACCCUCUGCACUAUCGUCUGGUGAUGAACCAGAGAAAAUGCACUCAGCUGGCUAUUGGUUCCUGGCUCAGUGGCAUCCCAAUCCAGAUUGGGCAAACCUGUUGGAUAUUCUCCAUGCAUUUCUGCAAUUCUAAUAAAAUAGAUCACUUCUUUUGUGACAUACCCCCCAUACUCAAGCUGGCCUGUGGGGACACUUCCAUACAUGAGCUGUCUGUCUAUGUGGUUGUUAUGGUGGUGGCUGCACUGCCCUUUAUACUGGUGCUUACAUCCUACAGUAAAAUUAUUGCCACUAUUCUGAGGUUACCAACAGCCAAAGGGCGGGCAAAAGCCUUCUCCACGUGCUCUUCCCACCUCCUUGUGGUGGUUUUGUUUUAUGGCUCUGGUACCAUUACCUACUUGAGGCCAAAAUCCAUGCAUUCUCCUGGAACUGACAAACUGCUCUCUCUGUUCUACACGGUUGUGACUCCCAUGUUCAACCCCCUGAUAUACAGUCUUAGGAACAAGGAGGUGAUUGCUGCACUGAGAAAGUUAAUACUCCAAAAGUAG